AAGUGGCGGCAGCUCGAGUUGGUUUUGCCGUUUGCCGCUAAAUGAGGGCGUCGACACUUCACUGCGAAUAGCGCAUCGGCGCGUUAUUCGCCCGCAGAGCGCUCGUAUACGCACUCGCGGCCAGUGCGUUUUUGUAUCGUAAACAAAUUGGAUUCGACGCGAGUUUUCUGGCAUGUUUUCAAGUUUUCAGUGACUGUGGACGUUUUUCAGCCAGUCCCCGGUCCUCGCGCUAUUUCAAGAUCUCUGGAUUUCAUUGCACGUCGCGAGGCGUGCAACGAAUAUGUCUGAAGUACCUGCAGUUGCUCCAAAGUUCAUUCACAUAGAUUAAUAGCCUCAGCAUUACUACCUAUAUUCCAACAUGUUCAAUUUUAUGAAGAAAGGCCCUGCUGGGCCUUUGGAGCGAGAAGAGAAGGAGAAGCGGAAGAAGGAAAAAAGGGAGCAGAAAGAACGAAAGGACAAAAAGAGGGAUCGUAGCUCCAUGACAGCAGAAGAGCUGUUACGCCUUGAUGAAGUUCGACGAUCGCUAAAGUUACGAGGGAGGCGAAAGGAGAAAGAGAAACUCCCCAGUGGAAUAACAGCUGAUUAUAGUGCUAGUUUCUUUGGAGAUCUGGAAAGACUAAGCCCUGAAAGAGAGGGCUCUGAAACAGAUGGUCGCAGAGAACGCACUGCAAGUCUCCCUUUGGGACAAAGUUUAUCCGCCUAUAAUUCCAGCACCAUGGGAGGGAGUUCAUGGGGUCGAGGAACAGAUACUUUGACACAUAGUGAUAGUUCUGAGGCUAGCUCUAACUCCCUCAAUCAGCAGCCUCAACUAUCCAAAGUUCAGCAGAAAGUACUACCACCCCUACCUCCCCGACCACCUAAACGAGGAAUCCUAAAGCAAGGCCCUCGCUCCAGUACUUCAAGUCUUGCAAGUGAUGGUGUACCAACUAAUUUUGAAAGUCAAGCUGUCGUUGAUCCUAAUGCUGUUCUUGUGAGGAACACCAUUCAGAAUGAAGUCAUCACUUACCAGAAUCUUCCUUCCCAUUCCAAGUCAACUUCAAGUUACCUCUUUCCAGAGGCUGAUGCAAGCAGUGCACUAUCUGUUCUUCUUACAUCAGAUAACUCUGCUCCUAGCCCAGAUUUUUCCAGUGAAAUAAUGUCUCCCCUAAGUGCACGCAGUGCAGAUCAUGCCCCUAACAAUUAUUUGAGUGUUAUGUCAUCACAUCAUGAGAAGAAACUUUCAAAAGCAAGUCUGAGCCCAAGUGCUGAGUCUUUGACUGACACCACCACUAAUUCAAGCUUUGCUACUCCGCCAUUUAGUUUGUCACCUGUUGGUGAAAGUCAAGGUUUCCAUGGCUUUGGUGGACGUUGGAGCAAAUAUGUUUCAAAUACUUUUGAGGACAUGUGCUCCGAACUACCACCUCCUCCCAUCACCCCAGUGCCUUUACCCCAACCCCGUGAACUAACUAUUCAAAGGCAGCCUCCACCUAGAAGUGAUUUUGGUUUUUCGCUCCGUCGAGCUAUUAUUGUUGAUAGAAUUGAGACAUCUCAAGGAGUCACUAUGCAUUCCAAAGCAGUUAUAUUUGCCGAACCAGGUGCUAUUAUCCAGCAUAAUAAUGAAACUGGCCUGCUCCCCGGUGACAGACUGAUUGAAGUCAAUGGCAUCCCUGUCGAUGACAAGUCUAGAGAAGAAAUAAUUGGCCUCAUCAAAUCUUCUGGCUCAAGUGUUACUGUUAAGGUUCAGCCUGUACCUGAACUUUGUGAACUCACCCGGCGUUCGGCGGACGGUACGCUGGUCGAACUGGACGACUCCAACAUCCGCGGCGGCACCUUGCGGCGCAGUGGGAGCCGGCGCUUCAAAAAAUCAGCGGCGAAGAGCGACGAGCAGCUGGCCACCGAGAGGGCGUGGCUGGACGCGGAGAAGCUGUGGCUGGUGCACCGCAAGGGCUUCACGGCGGCGCAGGGCGGGCAGCGCGCCCAGGGCCAGGACGACGAUGACGCGAACAGGCUGCACGUGCGCGUCGAGGCCACCCAGGAGGUGCUCACCGUGGACGACGAUGACGUCGAGAGGGCGAACCCGCCCCAGUUCGACCGCUGCGAGGACCUGGCGCAGCUGCGCUACCUCAACGAGUCCUCGGCCCUGCACACGCUGCGCCAGCGCUACGCCAGCAACCUGGUGCACACGUACGCCGGGCCGGCGCUGCUCGCCGUCAACCCGAUGGUGCCGCUGGCCAUCUACAGCGAGAAGGUGGCGCACAUGUUCCGCGGCUGCAAGCCCGAGGACAUGCCCCCGCACAUCUACGCCGCCGCGCAGGCCGCCUACCGCGGCGCGCUCGCCUCGCGCCGCGACCACUCGCUCGUCUUCCAGGGCCGCUCCGGCUCGGGCAAGACGUGCAACUUCAGGCACGCCCUGCACUACCUGGUGCUGGCCGCCGGAUCUGUCAACAAGGUCCUUACGCCCGAAAAGUUGAGCUCCGUGUGGACACUGCUUGAGGCGUUCGGCAACGCCCGAACGGCCAUCAACGCGAACGCCACCCGGUUCACGCAGAUCUUCUCGCUGGACCUGGACCAGUCGGGACAGAUCGCCUCGGCCUCGCUCCAGCUGCUGCUGGCGGAGCGCUGGCGCGUGGCGCGCCGCCCCGCCGGCGAGUCCAACUUCCACGUCCUCUACCGCCUGCUGGCGGGCGCCGAGGGCGCGCUGCGCCGCGAGCUGCAGCUCGACGCCGUCUACGGCGCCGACGCCAACGCGUUCGUGACGCCGCUGCAGAAGGUGGAGGAGAAGCAGAAGGCCGAGCUCGAGUUCUCGCGCGUCUGCUCGGCCAUGAGCCUGCUGGGCGUCUCGGACGCCGAGCAGCGCGUCGUCUGGUCCGUGCUGGCGGCCAUCUACCACCUGGGCUUCGCGGGCGCCGUCAAAGCCGACAAAAGCCAGCGCUGGCAGUUCGCGAGCCCACAGGCCGCCGCUCGGGCGGCGCUGCUGCUGGGCGUGCCCGUCGAGGAGCUGGCGCGCGCGCUGUUCGGCUCGUCGGGCGGCUCGGGGACCACAUCCACGCCCCAGUCGGGCAGCCCGUCGAGCGGCCCCGGCGCCCCCGGGGGCCGCGGCUCGUACCGGACGCCCUCGCCGUCGCCGUCGGAGCGCAGCGUGUCGCUGGGUCUCGACCGCGGCGAGCUGACCGGCGUCGAGGCGCUCGAGGGCUUCGUCGUCGGCCUGUACGCCGAGGUGUUCGGCGCCGUGGGCGCACUCAUCAACCGCAGCCUGAGCUCGCAGAGCAACACGGUGGUGUCGCUGCUGCUGCUCGACUGCCCCGGACUGCAGAACCCGGCCUCGUGUGGCAACCAGGUGGGCGCCACCUUCUACGACCUGUGCCACAACUACCUGGCCGAGCGGCUGCAGCUGCUGUUCCACCACGCCGAGCUGGUGACGCCGCGCGACCGCUACAGCCAGGAGGGCAUCGAGUGCGACGUGGGCGAGGCUGACGCCGACGGCGACCUGGACGGCUCGACGGCGCCGCUCGUGGCCAUGAUCGACCGGCCGCCGGCGGGCGCGGGCAUGAUGCGCAGCUCGCAGACGGACCUGAGGCGCGGCGCCGGCGGCCCCGAGGCGGAGCGCCGCGGCCUGCUCUGGCUGCUGGAGGAGGAGGCCAACCAGCUGGGCGCCAGCGACGGCUCCUUCGUCGACCGCCUCUUCUCGCACUACAGCGACCGCGACCACCAAGUGCUGCUGCGCAAGGCGCCCGGCAGCAACCAGUUCGUGCUGCAGCACCUGCAGGGCACCAGCCCCGUGCUCUACUCGGCCAACGGCUGGCUCAAGAGCUCGCGCGAGAACCCCACGACCCGGGCGGCCGGCGCGCUGCUGCAGGAGAGCAGCAAGGAGGACACGAGCAAGCUGUUCGUCAGCUGCCGCGGCACGGGCAUCUCGUCCACGCUGGGCGGCUCCGUCGUGUGCGGCUCCGCGGGGCUCGGCGGCGAGUCGGGCGGCACCCUGAGGAGGGCGUCCAGCAUCCGCCGCACGCUCAACGCCGGCACCGCCGCCAUCAAGCGCAAGUCCGUCGCCCUGCAGGUCAAGUUCACCGUGG
This is a messenger RNA of Frankliniella occidentalis (western flower thrips), 4052 nucleotides long. RefSeq names its product unconventional myosin-XVIIIa. Gene Ontology annotation, cellular component: myosin complex. Gene Ontology annotation, molecular function: cytoskeletal motor activity; ATP binding; protein binding. The record is from RefSeq and is a predicted model, not a curated record. NCBI's taxonomy places the organism in Eukaryota, Metazoa, Arthropoda, Insecta, Thysanoptera, Thripidae.